AACUGAAGCUCCAGCUGGUGAGGAAAAGCUAGGGGGAAGUUCGGCUGAACCAAACUCCGAUACAGUUUCCACAGAUUUAAGAGCUUUUCUGCUCCAGGGUUUAAAUUCGACACAGUUAGAUGAAAAAUCUAUAAAGAUUCAAUGGAAACUGAUCAUUUUUGAUCGAUUCGGCAUCAGUGUUUUUUAACUUAAAUCUCUCCGAAUUACACAUUUAGCGGUUUUAUUAUAAUGUGUUGGUGCGACUGUUCAGCUUCAUCCAGAACCUUCUUCCCUGGCUGUUUAUGUAACUGAGACUCAAACUGUGAGAUAAGAAGUGCUGCAAACAUUAGAAACUAUCAAACCAGUAACUUACAAAAACCGGUUAACUCUCCGAUGGUCUGCAUGUUUGGAUCUGGACUCAGUUUGAAGGAUUAAUACAAGAACUGUUAAAGUCUGACUGGCAGCUGGUCACAGUCCGGGUUAUUAACAUCCGUUUUUUGUUUAUUAAUAUUUUCUUUCUUAAUAAAUUUGCCACCGUAGCGUUUUUACUAAAAAUGUUUAUGAUUUUAUUUAUUUAUUUUAUUUAAUUUUUUUAGGCCAAAAUGAAGUUUAUAGUCUAUAUUAAAGUAAGAAAGUGUAUUAAUUACAAUGCAAACCGUUUAAAAUAUAGCGUUAAAGGACGGAUUAAAAACUGUCAUAUUGAAUAAAAGAGACACAGUUCCAUUUAUUGCCACCUUUGGUAAAGAUACUGUAAAAUAAGAUUAAUCUUACACUUAUUUCCACAUUUAUUUCCUAAUUUUGGGUGAAAACAUUACAUUUUUAAAAAAUUAUUUUAAUCACAUUACUGGUGUUGACUAGUUCUGAUUGGAGCAAGAUGAUUUCCAUCUGCUGCCCGAGAUCAAUGUGGUCGCCAAAAAACGUCCUAAGAAGGUUGAGACUAUAUUUGUUUGUUUUUUAAUCAGUUUAUUGUGAGUGUGUACAUGUUGCGUUACAUCAAAUGGUGAUUUUAUUUAGAAAAGCACCAGUUUUUCUAAACGGGUUCCAAUUGUCUCUGGUUUUACUCUGUGAAAUUCUUGGAUUCAUCCAUAAUGUUGGUUUUUCAGAGCUGACCCUGAACCCACCUGAAGGCAUCGUCGCAGGUCCGGCCAACGAGGAGAACUUCUUCGAAUGGGAGGCGCUCAUCAUGGGUCCAGAGGACACGUGUUUCGAAGGCGGAGUCUUCCCCGCCGUCCUCAGCUUCCCCUCGGAUUAUCCCCUCAGCCCUCCGAAGAUGAGGUUCACCUGCGACAUGUUUCACCCCAACAUCUACCCAGAUGGCCGGGUUUGCAUCUCCAUCCUUCACGCUCCGGGUGACGACCCGAUGGGAUAUGAGAGCAGCGCAGAGCGGUGGAGUCCGGUCCAGAGUGUGGAGAAGAUCCUGCUGUCUGUGGUCAGCAUGCUGGCAGAGCCGAACGAUGAGAGCGGCGCGAACGUCGAUGCGUCUAAAAUGUGGCGUGAGGACAGAGAGCAGUUCUACAAACUGGCUCAGAAGAUCGUUCGCAAGUCGCUGGGCCUGUAGAGAUGAUGUCAUCACGCCGCUCUGCGUGGGUGUGGUGGCGCGUAGCUCGGAUACAGACUGUGGAGCAUCAACACUGUUACCAUGGAAACCUUCAACGCACACACACGCAGAGCUGCAGUUUGAUACCUCAAUGAACUGACGGAUCAGAGGCUGAUAGGAUACAGUGACAUCACCAGGAGACCCAGCAGCAGCCUGUCAUGACCUCAUUUCCUGUUUGUCGCCCCUCUUCCCCUGCUGUUGGCUCAGAUUGAAGUUUCUCAGCGGAUUGUUUGCACUUUAUCUCCUCCUGGUGGUCACCGUGGUGGACUUCAGUUUGUUGUUUUUUUUUUUUUUUUACAGCUGAGCUGGAGGAGUUUCUCUAAGUUUCCUUUCACAAAUAGUUGGUUGAAAACAGAAUUUUGAUCUCUUUGUUUCUCUGAUUUCUUAUUAAUUUCUUUGUUGAGAAACUAAGAGCUUCUUUUUGUUUCUGUUUCUGGUGUCAAACUGAUUUUAUAGCAUGUUGACCUAAACUUAAUAAAGCAGCAUUUCUGUUUUAGGA
This is a messenger RNA of Xiphophorus hellerii (green swordtail), 2075 nucleotides long. It is a transcript of the gene ube2g2, whose product is annotated as ubiquitin-conjugating enzyme E2G 2 (UBC7 homolog, yeast). Bases 977 to 1537 code for a protein of 186 amino acids. The transcript is spliced from 6 exons. NCBI's taxonomy places the organism in Eukaryota, Metazoa, Chordata, Actinopteri, Cyprinodontiformes, Poeciliidae. The record is from RefSeq and is a predicted model, not a curated record.